Messenger RNA from Periophthalmus magnuspinnatus, 3880 nucleotides. RefSeq names its product tripartite motif containing 2a (gene trim2a). The transcript is spliced from 12 exons. Gene Ontology annotation, biological process: negative regulation of translation; proteasome-mediated ubiquitin-dependent protein catabolic process; protein polyubiquitination. The coding region runs from base 245 to 2476 and encodes 743 amino acids. The record is from RefSeq and is a predicted model, not a curated record. Gene Ontology annotation, molecular function: ubiquitin protein ligase activity; protein binding; translation repressor activity. NCBI's taxonomy places the organism in Eukaryota, Metazoa, Chordata, Actinopteri, Gobiiformes, Gobiidae.
GCACUGCAGACAGUCAAUGGAGGUGAAUGAAGGAUAGAUUCAGGACGGAGCAGAGGGGGAGACAGAGCUGUCACUUGCCCGCUGGACGUGUGUCUCGCCUGGGCCGCUUGUGUGGACAGUGCUUUGACUAGAUGGACAUAGAGGUUUGCGUCACGUGGAGUUGGUCCCGUGUCUUGGUGGAUGACAUAGAUGCUGAGCUGGUGCGUGCUGAGAGCAGGGCACACCCCCGUCCCACUGCUUUAGGAUGGCCUCAGAGGGCUCUACCAUCCCCAGUCCUGUUGUGCGUCAGAUCGACAAACAGUUCCUGAUCUGCAGCAUAUGUCUGGACCGCUACCAGAACCCCAAAGUGCUGCCCUGCCUGCACACCUUCUGUGAGAGGUGUCUGGCCAACUACAUCCCUGCGCACAGCCUGACUCUGUCCUGCCCUGUGUGCCGGCAGACCUCCAUCUUGCCUGAGAAGGGAGUGGGCGCUCUGCAGAACAACUUCUUUAUCACCAACCUCAUGGACGUACUGCAGAGGCCCCCCGACAAGCACAGCCCCCAAGAUCCCAGCCUCAGCCCCAUCACCUCUGUGGGGCCAGGCCAGGUGCUGUCCUGCCCCAACCAUGGAGGCAGUGUUAUGGAAUUCUAUUGCCCUCCCUGUGAGACGGCCAUGUGUCAGGAGUGCACCAGCGGAGAACAUGGAGAACAUCCCACGGUUCCUCUCAGAGACGUGGUAGAACAGCACAAGGCCUCACUGCAAGACCAGCUCAGUGCCGUCAAGAAGAGGCUGCCUGAGAUCGACUCUGCUCUCCACACCCUGUCUGAGAUCCUGCAGCAGCUGACUCAUCAGAAGACAUCCAUUGAGGAGGACAUCCACAGCACCUUCGAUGAGCUGCAGAAAACCCUGAACGUGAGGAAGAGUGUCCUGCUGAUGGAGUUGGAGGUCAACUAUGGACUCAAGCACAAGGUACUUCAGGCUCAAUUGGACACACUGCUCCAGGGUCAGGAGGGCAUCAACAGCAGCUGCAACUUCACUGAACAAGCCCUGAGCCAUGGCACUGAAGCUGAGGUACUGUUGGUGAAAAAACAGAUGAGCGAGCGUCUUGUUGAACUGGCCAAUCAGGACCUCCCGUUACAACCCGGAGAAAACAACCAACUGGACUUCAUUAUAGAAACUGAUGGACUCAAAAAAUCUAUACACAAUUUGGGCACUAUUCUCACUACUAACGCUGUUGCCUCGGAAACUGUCGCUACUGGGGAGGGACUUAAGCAUUGUGUAGUCGGGGUGCCCACUUCUGUAAGUAUAACCACGAAAGAUAAAGAUGGAGAACUUUGCAAAAUGGGAAACGCCAAUAUUACAGCUGAAAUGUCAACCUCCGACGGGUGCAAAUGCAACGGAGAAAUCAUGGACAAUAAAAACGGAACUUACGAGUUUUUGUUCACUGCGCCUAAAGAAGGUACAUUUUACCUGUCGCUGUGUCUGUACGGGCAGCCUGUCAAAGGUAGUCCCUUCAAAAUAAAAGCCACCAGGUGUAUAGAUGUGUCGCCCACCAGUGAAGGGGUGAAGAAGAGGCUCAAGUCUCCUGGCAGUGGGCACGUGAAACAGAAGGCCAUCAAGAGGCCAGCCAGCAUGUACAGCACGGGCCGCAGGAAGGAGAACCCCAUCGAGGAUGACCUCAUCUUCAGAAUAGGAACAAAAGGGAGAAACAAAGGAGAGUUUACAAACCUACAGGGAGUGGCAGCAUCCACCGACAAAGUCCUGAUCGCAGACAGCAACAACCAGUGUGUACAGAUUUUUUCCAACGAGGGCCAGUUCCGAAGCCGCUUUGGGGUUCGAGGCCGCACUCCCGGUCAGCUCCAGAGGCCUACAGGGGUUGCUGUGCACCCCAACGGAGACAUCAUCAUCGCAGACUAUGACAAUAAGUGGGUUAGCAUCUUUACCUGUGAGGGCAAGUUCAAGAAUAAGAUUGGCACGGGAAAGCUAAUGGGACCUAAGGGAGUGUCUGUGGACAGAAAUGGACAUAUCAUUGUAGUGGACAACAAGGCCUGCUCCGUCUUCAUCUUCCAGCCCAACGGCAAACUAGUCACCAAAUUUGGGAAUCGCGGCAACGGGGACAGACAGUUCGCAGGUCCUCACUUUGCUGCUGUUAACAACAACAAUGAAAUUAUAGUGACAGAUUUUCACAACCAUUCUGUCAAGGUUUUUAACACAGAGGGAGACUUCCUGCUGAAGUUCGGCUCAAACGGUGAAGGGAACGGUCAGUUCAAUGCUCCCACCGGAGUAGCUGUGGACGCCAAUGGCAACAUCAUAGUGGCAGACUGGGGAAACAGCCGCAUACAGGUUUUUGACGGCAGCGGCUCAUUCCUGUCCUACAUCAGCACAUGUGCAGACCCCCUGUAUGGACCCCAGGGGCUGGCUCUCACCUCCGAUGGACACGUGGUGGUGGCCGACUCUGGGAACCACUGCUUCAAAGUGUACCGCUACCUGCAGUAACUCCCCCUCCCCUCUGCACUCAUCCUCACCCAGGCGGGAGAGCAGGACGGCAACGCGCACUUGACCGUUUCCAUCCCCGAACCACACUGUCUUUGUGCCAUCUGUCAUCCCUGUGAAGACAAGCCACUUCAUGAAUAAUGUGAGAUAUUCUAAAGACUUCUGCUGAUUGGUGCUUGGAGGAGACACUGGUCUACAUUUCACAUUACGGACACUGAGGAAAAGGGUUUCCUUUAAUUGUGUGAUAUUACCCCUUUGAAAUAAUAUUUAAAGCAACACUGUAGUUUUUUUUUUUUUUUUAAUAAAACCUGAAUCAAACAAAAUAUGUCGCAUACUGUACCAUGCUACCUUUGACAUUGUCUUCACAUAAAAAUGAUACUGCAUUAGUCUCAUACAGGACUUUUCCAGGUGCUCAAACUCACUUUACGUUUUUGUGCGUUAUUCAUUCACUUCACACACUUGGUGGUGGUAAGCUACUGUUGUACUGGAAGUGUGUGUCCUCAUCCCGUCUGACCGCCAUCAAGACUCGCACUUAAACCAGAUUCAUACAAAGCAAUGUACAACAGCAGCAUAUUUAAUACAUUUUCUAUUUGACAAUUAUAUAGAAUGGCAAAAUAAUGCAUUAACUUCUUGAUACAUUUGGAAAGAAUUUUGCACCUAAUACUCGAUGUCUAGGUUUAUACUAAUAGUCUUACGAAGGGCAUCUAACAUAGAAUUAGGCCAAAUAACAAUGGUACAACUGGUUUUCUGCGCUGCAACCUGACCAGAAAAGGGAGUAGCUAUAACAGUGCAAUAAGAUUUACAACAUGUUCGUCUCUUGUAAUCCAGCAAACAGUGUUGCUUUAAUUGGAGUGUCCUAUAUUAAAUCUACCUUAUGUAAGGUCAAGCAUGUUACAGUCCUCUAUUGCAUGUAUGUCCUGUUGAAUGAAUCCUUAAAAAGAGCAUCACCAAAAGACACAAAAGUAUUGUUAAACACCAAAACUGUAUAAUAAUAAUAGUGUUCACAACUUGGUUAGUGUUAUAUCGUCUUAACACUACAUGCAUUCAUUAUAAGAAAUUUAAAUAUGGAUAAUAAUACAAUAGGCAAUAUGUGAUGUGAAUAUUCUGAAGUUCUGAAAAUAGGCCAUUAUACAUUUUUGGGUAUAUUUUGCUUGUAGUUACUGUAAGUGAACAGGCUACUUCAAAUGAUUAAAGAUGCACUUUGGACCUAAAUGAGAUAAUGACAAUAAUAAUACAGUUAAAAUGUUUAUUGUAAUUCAUUCAGUUGUAUCUAGUACUGUUUAUUCGCUUGCCAGUUUGUCCCCCAAGCACACAUCUUAUUUUCUACAAAAAUGUUUAAAUUAUUUCUUUUACAUUGUGUUAUCUGUAAUGCCAAAUGGAAUUAAAGUGCCCAUCUAACCUAAUGUC